Messenger RNA from Daldinia decipiens, 2372 nucleotides. Its product is annotated as DEAD-domain-containing protein. Gene Ontology annotation, cellular component: mitochondrion. Bases 229 to 2256 code for a protein of 675 amino acids. The transcript is spliced from 3 exons. Gene Ontology annotation, molecular function: nucleic acid binding; ATP binding. NCBI's taxonomy places the organism in Eukaryota, Fungi, Ascomycota, Sordariomycetes, Xylariales, Hypoxylaceae. The record is from RefSeq and is a predicted model, not a curated record.
GACUUUAUCCGCGCCUAUCUGUCUGUCUUAACAUGAAAACUGAUAGUGGGCUGAGUGGGUCUUCCGCCUUAUCCUGCCGAAAAAAAAUUUCGAAUUGAAGAAAUUCAUUCAAGUCGCCUCCACUACGCGCCUUAAUUUCUUCCUCCAUAAGGUCGUGUGCAAAUGAAACACUUCCUUCACAACCUCAAUUGCUAAUUCUUGUGAGGAAAAUUCCAAUACUCUGCCAUAAUGCUCAAGUCUUCUUUGCAGAGGCAUGCCCGCCUGGGUAAUUUGGCCCGUCGUCAACUCUCGACCUUGGUCUCGCAACAGAUUCGUUCUCGACCAGUCGUAGCAUCAUGCCAGAGGCUGGCGCAAAGAGAGCGACAGCUAGUCCCUCUGAAACAAAUUGCGCUGCGGUUAUACUCUCAAGGGUCCGCCGCAGCUUACGCUAAUACGCAGACUGACGACUCGCCGGCUUCAUUAUACAAUACAACACGAUUUGAAGAUCUAGCAAAAUUAGGUGUUGACGAACGUAUCAUUCGAGCUAUCACCGUGGACAUGAAAUAUGAUAGCAUGACUGAGGUCCAGUCAUUAACUAUCAACCCAGCUCUCAAGGGAGUCGAUCUGGUGGCACAAGCAAAGACAGGAACAGGCAAGACCUUAGGCUUCCUUAUCCCUGUCUUCCAGCGUCUCAUUGCGGCUGAUCCAAGUCUUGCUUCCCCGCAACACCGCCGAGAUGCUUCUUCAAAAGAUAUCCGUGCUAUAGUUCUAUCUCCUACACGUGAGUUAGCAGAGCAGAUUGGCGUUGAGGCCAGGAAGUUAGCGCGACACACCGGACUUGUCGUCCAAACCGCUGUUGGUGGGACAAGGAAGAGGGAAGCUAUGUUCAAGAUGCAGCGGGAGGGAUGCGACGUACUCAUUGCGACUCCGGGCAGGCUCCACGAUAUCCUAUCAGAUCCUAGUACUGGGGUUGACGCGCCGAAAAUACAAUCAUUUGUAUUGGAUGAGGCCGACCGCAUGUUAGAUGUUGGCUUUGCGGACGCUAUCCGCGACAUUGUCGACCUUUUCCCGCCAAUUAGCCAAGUCGACCGUCAAACACUUUUAUUCUCUGCGACUAUCCCCCGAGAUGUUGUACAUCUAGCCAAGAGUAUGGUCAAGACAGAUAAUUUUGAUUUUGUUCAAACCAUCAACCCAGACGAGACUCCAACCCACGCACGUAUUCCGCAACACCUUGUAGCCGCGAAAGGCUACGAGAAUUGGUUCCCAGCCGUCCUUGAAAUUGCUGAUCGGGCAAUCAAGAAUUCUAAGAACAACCCCGAUGCCCUUCCUUUUAAGGCAAUACUCUUUUUCUCAAACACAGCUACCGUCCAGUUUGCCAACCGCGUAAUCAAGAACACCCCCCUAGGAAACAGAUUCAACGGUGUGCCAAUAUUCGAUAUCCAUUCAAAACUUACCCAAGACACACGAACCAGGAAUGCUGAGGCUUUCCGUCGUGCUCAAACCGGUAUCCUUGUUUCGUCAGAUGUUACCGCCAGAGGAAUGGAUUUCCCCAAUGUAUCCCAUGUCAUUCAAAUUGGUCUUCCCCCAGACAGAGAUCAAUAUAUCCACAGAGUCGGCCGAACAGGUCGCGCUGGAAAAGCUGGAGAGGGUUGGUUGAUUCUGGCCGAGGAAGAGAUCAAGGAAGCACGAGUUCGUCUUCCUGGCUUACCUAUCAAGCCUAACAACACCAUACAAAGUGCAAGCCACACCCUAGGACAGGGCACCCCAUCUCCGGAAGUGGCUCAAUUUUUCGAGGAUAUAUCUAAGGCCUAUGAGCGCGUCCCAAAAGACCUCUUCGCAUCUGUCUAUAAUGCUCUGCUCGGCCAAAAGUUUGGAAGAAAUUUGGACGUCGGGGAUUGCGUCCGGCUCCUUAAUAAUUGGUGUAAAGUUGGGCUUGGUUGGGAAGAGACACCCGCCAUUACCCCAACCUCGGCCAGGAACCGCGGCUUAGACAGAAUACCGGGUAUCAGACUCGGGUUCGAUAACUAUGAAAGAGAGUCGGACGAUCGACGAGGUGGUGGAUUCGGCUCGUAUGGUGGUCGAGGUGGUGGGUUCAACUCAAAUGACCGACGUGGUGGUGGUGGUGGUUUCAGUUCGAAUGGUGGCCGAGGUGGCGGUUCUGACUCAGGCUCCAGAUUCAACUCUAGAGAUCGUCGUGGAGGAGGUGACCCGUUUGCCCGCCGCGUAAGUUCAGAUUAUGAGUCUCGCGGAAGACAACCUUCUCGAGCAUCCUUCUAGGAGACUCGCGACCUCUCCCUAUAAUGGGAGUGACAGUUGAUUUCUCAAGAUUCGUUAUCUUGUGCUUAAUUUUCUAAUGUACUAUGCUGCUUCGGAAGCAAACUCCCCUUCCUAGG